AUGGACACAAAUUCCAUCAAGAUUGCUGUCCGAGUCCGCCCAUGGCACCCCAUCAAAGAACAGCCCUUUGUCACCCAGAUAACUCGGCAGAACAUAUUUCAAGGAGACGGUAAUUUCGCUAUUUCACCUCGAAAACCCAUCACUGGCUCGCUGCGAGAGGUUGUCGAGGUCAUUGACCACCGGGCGCUUGACUUUGACAAGCCUGAACUGGGAUCAGAGACAAAGAGAGGGCAGCCAGGUGCUAAGCGUUACAAAGACAAGAGAUAUGUCUUUGACCAUGUCUUGUCUAUGGAGGCUUCUCAGGAGCAUGUGUACGAUAGAACAACCAGACCCCUGUUAGAUGGAAUUCUGGAUGGAUACAAUGCCACGGUCUUCGCGUACGGGGCUACAGGGUGCGGAAAGACUCAUACGAUCAGCGGGACCGCCGAUGACCCCGGUAUCAUCAUCCGUACCAUGGAGGAUUUAUUCCAACGCAUAAGUGAUUCAUGUGACGUCUUUGACACCGAGAUUGAACUUUCCUUUGUCGAAAUCUACAACGAAACCAUCCGCGAUCUUUUGUCUGAAGAUUAUCCAAAGACGCCCCGGGGUGGACUCCAACUGCUCGAAAACUCAAAAGAACGAGUCACGAUCUCCGGGGUUACGCUGAAGCGGCCUACCUCUGUGGAAGAAGUCAUGGAGUUGGUGCAAGUGGGUAAUGGGCGACGGACCACGCAUUAUACGGAAAGCAAUAGUGUCUCUUCCAGAUCGCAUGCUGUACUGCAAGUCAAUGUGGGUCGCUUUAGCAAGACUCACGAAGUGGACCUAGAGUCUGGGACAGUCCGACAGCUGGCGGCCUCCGCGACACUGUCGAUUAUCGAUCUUGCCGGGAGUGAAAGAGCUUCUGCUACCCGCAACAUGGGAGCGAGGAUGAAAGAAGGAGCUAAUAUCAACAAAUCUCUUCUCGCCCUAUCCUCGUGCAUAUCUUCUCUGUGUCAACGCCCAGUCUCCGGAGUCAAACCUCAUAUCCCUUAUCGUAAUUCCAAACUCACAAGAUUGUUGAAAUUCUCCCUCGGCGGCAACUGUAGGACGGUCAUGGUGGUUUGCGUCUCCCCAUCGAGUAAAGAUAUCGAGGAUACAUUCAAUACUUUGACAUGGGCGAAUCAAGCCAAGAACGUGUCGACCAAGGUGACGAAGAACACAGCCGGUAACCGGGUCAAUGUGGCCCAGUACUUGGUGGCGAUAGCGGAGAAAGACAGUUUGAUCAAAUUGCUCCAGGCCAAAUUACAAGAAGCAGAUCGGAUCCAGUUCAGUAAUCCUAAAUUGGAGGAGGAACUCAAUAAAGCGAAGAGGGAGUUGGACCAGUUGCGACACGAAGCCGAGGCGGCUUUGCCUAUGCUUUUAGCUGGUGCGCAGAAACGAGCGGAGUGGGAUGGAGCCGAGUUACGCAUCUCUGCUCUCAAAAGACGAAUCGGGGAGGUCGAAAGCGAGCCUGGCACGUCUUCUGAUGAAGUGGCACGGCAGAAAACCUUCUUGGAGACGUUGAUGCGAGGCCAAGAGAGGUUGUAUCGUUUCAAUGCUGAGGUGCAGGCGACAGUGGAAAGGGAAUCUACCCAGGAUAGUGCAUUGAAGACUGCGUUUGCGAGGAUGGAAGGGAGGACAUUCAACAUGCCAGAUUUGGGAGCUACGGAGAAGGAUUAUAUCCGACUGAAAGUGGCAUUGCAGCGUCAAGAGAUCGCCGUAGGGGUGGCGGCAGCUCGUGAGAGAGGAUACAGGGAAACGAUAUCACAACAAGCCGAAGCUUUGUCGAAAGCCGCUUGGGACUUGUCUCGUCUCAGAAGCGUAUUGCAAGCUGAGUCAGAUGCGUUGGGUGGUGUAAUAAACGAAACUUCCGAUUCUCAAUUGCAAAACGUCAUGAACCGUCUACAAUCUUUGUUAUCGAUUUGUGAUAAAAGCAUCACAUCCACAUUUGACCAACCAUUCGAAACUUCUCAAUCUCUACCUCCUUUACCCAAAAUUGACCCAUCUCGACGUCUAAGUCAACCCAAACGUUCUACCGUCCCACCUUCACCUAUAUUACGUCGACACAAACCCGUUAUAUCAGUCUUGAAAUCUCCUGCGAAAUCUGUAAAAUCGACUAAAUCACCUCGGAAACCAGCCAUAAGACCUAAAUUAUCACUCCCUCAAGUCAAACCGAAAAAAGGUUUACGAUGGAAAGAUCAAGCUGGUGAAGGUAGUUUGGAAGCUAGUAAGACUUUCCAAGUACCAAGUAGCUCGGAUACCAGUGGAAUUGAUACUUCGAUAGCUUCUGUCGAUUCAGCUUGGGAAGAUAUUCCUCCUGUUUCUCCACAAAACAUGAACUUCAACACGAAACCCAAACCUGCCAUUCUUCCACCUCGUACCUCCCAUCCUUCUCUUUUACCACCACCACCUUCCACCUCUCGAUCAUCGUCCGAUUCAGGAUUACCAGAAUGGAAGAAGAACCGAUUACUUUUAGGUAAAUCUGCAUUUGGUGGGAUUGGUAUAGGAGAAUUAUCGACCCUGAAAGAAGAUGUAGAAGCUCCAUCACCUUCGUCUAUAGUUAAUUCUUCACCUGAAUCCAAUACGAUCUCUAAAAUAUCUCGUUUAGGUCCUCCUAUUCGUCAUUCUAAACCACUCGGAGAACUUCAUCAAAUACCAUCUUCGAAUCAACCUUCUACAUCAUCUCUUUUCCGUCCUACAGCAGCUUCAGCGGCAAAGAUGAAUUCGAAUUUUUCAUUACCUUCAACAGAUGGAAUGCCUAAUAGACGUUCUUCACUAUUACCAACUCUUUCAAUCUCUUCAAACCUUAAUACAAAUCCUAAUCCUAAUUCUAUCUCCAUCCUCAAUUCCAAUUCCAAUCCCAAUUCCAAUACCACUUCUACAUCAUCUGGUCCAAUUCGAACAAGAAGAGAAUCACUAGGUCCAACAAGACAUGAAAGACAUAAAACAAGAAAUAGCGUAUUACCUUAUGCUCCCGGUUCAAACACUUCACUUUCUAUUCCACCUUCAGGUAUAUCUUCUUUGUCAGCAUUAUCAGGUGGUGCACAACGUAUACGACCUGAUAAUCUACCGAACAAUCAUGGAGGACAAUCAUUAAGACGUAUGUCUUCUAUGGGUACCAUAGGAGUUGGUGUUGGGAAUAUACAACUAGGAAAUGUUGGAUUGAGUACAUUACCAAGAGGACCUACACCUGAAAAUCAAACUUUGAAUAGUAAACCUAGUAUUGGGAGAUUGAACAUUGCUAAUGUUUCUUUUGCAGGAUUAGCAGGAGGUGGAGAUCGAGCUCCUUGGAGAUGA
Messenger RNA from Tremella mesenterica DSM 1558, 3294 nucleotides. RefSeq lists its product as uncharacterized. Lineage: Eukaryota; Fungi; Basidiomycota; Tremellomycetes; Tremellales; Tremellaceae. Gene Ontology annotation, molecular function: microtubule binding; ATP hydrolysis activity; ATP binding. The transcript is spliced from 5 exons. Bases 1 to 3294 code for a protein of 1097 amino acids. Gene Ontology annotation, cellular component: nucleus; kinesin complex; mitotic spindle midzone. Gene Ontology annotation, biological process: microtubule depolymerization; microtubule-based movement; mitotic sister chromatid segregation. The record is from RefSeq and is a predicted model, not a curated record.